AUGGCUUCCAUCUUGAGAUCAGCAUGUAAUUUCUCUGUCUUCUUGGGGAAAUUCGUUUUCUCUAUGCUGGAGUCCCUGGUCUUCACCGCCGUGCCAAGGCGACGAAAGAACGUCGCCGGUGAAAUCGUUCUCAUCACGGGCGCUGGGAGUGGACUCGGGAGGCUCUUGGCCUUGAAGUUUGCCCGCCUUGGAUCCGUGCUUGUGCUCUGGGACAUCAACAAGGAGGGCAAUGAGGAGACGCUGCGCUUGGCCAGGGAGGCAGGGGCUGCCCAGGUGCACGCCUAUACCUGUGACUGCAGCAGGAAGGAAGAGGUGUAUCGCGUGGCAGAUCAGGUUAAAAAAGAAGUUGGUGAUGUUUCCAUACUGAUCAACAACGCCGGCAUCGUCACCGGGAAAAAGUUCCUCAGUUGCCCAGAUGGGCUUAUGGAAAAAUCUUUUGAUGUGAAUUUCAAAGCACACUUAUGGACUUACAAAGCCUUCCUACCUGCUAUGCUCGCUGAGAACCAUGGACACUUGGUUUGCAUUUCAAGUGCAGCAGGAUUGGUUGGAAUAAAUGGACUGGCAGAUUACUGUGCAAGUAAAUUUGCAGCCUUCGGAUUUGCUGAAUCUGUACUUGUGGAAUUGUUCGGCCAGAAAAAAGGGGGAAUUAAAACCACAAUCGUGUGUCCAUUUUUUAUAAACACUGGAAUGUUUGAUGGUUGUAGUACUGGCUUCCCUUUACUUUUGCCAAUUCUGGAACCAGAAUAUGCAGCCAAUAAGAUAGUUGAUGCUAUCUUGCAAGAACAAGUGUACUUGUAUAUGCCAAGAUUUUUGUACAUCGUGAUGAUUUUGAAAAGCCUGCUGCCCACCAAGACUGCACAGCUUGUUCUUGAGUAUAUGGGUGGCCUCAACCUCAUGGAUCAUUUUGUUGGCCAAAAGAAAAUAAACUGA
Molecule: messenger RNA, 930 nt
Organism: Sorex fumeus (smoky shrew)
Lineage: Eukaryota; Metazoa; Chordata; Mammalia; Eulipotyphla; Soricidae
Gene: SDR16C5
Product: short chain dehydrogenase/reductase family 16C member 5
Exons: 6
Coding region: 1-930 (309 amino acids)
Biological process (GO): retinol metabolic process; retinal metabolic process
Cellular component (GO): lipid droplet
Molecular function (GO): all-trans-retinol dehydrogenase (NAD+) activity
Source: RefSeq, a predicted model, not a curated record